AUGCCACCAUUGCCACCACCAAAACCACGUAUUAAUUUAGACGAAAAAAUGAACGCUACUGAUCAUUAUUACUCCGAACAAACAAGAGGAAAUGAUCAAGUAAUAACACGAGCUCAUUCUGCACUUCCAGCGUCCGUACGACCAAAUCCAAGCGUACGUGCUGUAAGUCCUACUGAAGAACGGACAGUAACGCCGUGUGCAAUAGAACCUGAUCUGGUGGCUAAAGAUAG
Molecule: messenger RNA, 230 nt
Organism: Acanthocheilonema viteae
Lineage: Eukaryota; Metazoa; Nematoda; Chromadorea; Rhabditida; Onchocercidae
Source: the annotation of a GenBank genome assembly